Messenger RNA from Procambarus clarkii (red swamp crayfish), 2223 nucleotides. Its product is annotated as synaptic vesicle 2-related protein. The record is from RefSeq and is a predicted model, not a curated record. Lineage: Eukaryota; Metazoa; Arthropoda; Malacostraca; Decapoda; Cambaridae. Gene Ontology annotation, cellular component: membrane. Gene Ontology annotation, molecular function: transmembrane transporter activity. Gene Ontology annotation, biological process: transmembrane transport.
GCCAAGGCCAGGGCUGGCGGAGGUGUGUGUGUGGUGGACGUCUCCUGCAGGACCCGGAGCUGCUCCUGCUGGCUCACACGUAUUUCAGGUCUGUGCAGCAUGAGUCUCAGCCAUGAAGACAAAGGGCCUUAUGAGGAGUUUGAGAACGAUGGCAACAGUUCAAGAAGAGAGAGAACUUCUCACAGGGAAUCCUCCAGUACCUCAUCUGGAUCCGCAUUCUCGUCUCUGGAUCCAGGAGCGCACAUUGAGAUGUCGGCAGCUGUUUCGGGAGUUGUUCCAGAUGAUACAUUUACUGUUGACCAGGCAGUUAAUGCCCUUGGAUUUGGGAAAUUUCAGGUAAAGCUAUCACUUAUCACUGGAUUGUGUUGGAUGGCUGAUUCAAUGGAGAUGAUGAUCUUGGCCAUCUUGGGUCCAGCACUUCACUGUGACUGGCACCUUUCAGAGUGGAAACAAGCCUUUCUCACCACUGCUGUUUUUAUUGGAAUGAUGUUGAGUUCGGCCUUCUGGGGUAAUCUAUCUGACAAAUAUGGAAGAAAAAAGUCUUUAAGGCUAGCAGCUGUGAUGUUAGCUUACUGGGGAUUGCUCUCUGCAUUUGCCCCUACAUACAACUGGAUAGUGUUGUUGAGGGGCCUUGUUGGGUUUGCUAUUGGCUGCGUCCCUCAGUCUGUAACCCUGUAUGCAGAAUUCUUGCCUGCUCACCAGCGUGGGAAGUGUGUUGUGUUGCUUGAUUGUUUCUGGGCAGUAGGAGCAUGUGCAGAAGUUAUCCUUGCUCUUUGGGUAAUGCCAACCAUGGGCUGGACAGGACUGUUGGGACUCUCAAUCAUCCCACUCGUUCUCUUUGUGUUGGUCUGCCAGUGGUUACCAGAGAGUGCAAGAUUUGAUGCUACAUCAGGAGAUUCAGAAAAAGCCUUGGCAACUCUCCAAAAGAUUGCUGAUGAAAAUGGAAAGCCAAUGCUGCUGGGUCGUCUAAUUGUUGACGAUGUUGCUCAGAUGAAUCGUGGACGUAUAAAGGAUUUAUUAGUUCAAGACUUGAAAUGGACAACAUUACUUUUAUGGUUUAUAUGGUCAUCGUGCGCCUUCUGUUAUUAUGGUGUAGUCCUCAUGACUACAGAACUGUUUGAAGCAAAGGGCAAUCUCUGUGCGCUCUCUGGCAUGGACGGUGCCUUCACCUGUACAGCAGACUGCCGUCCUCUCAGCUCGGAAGAUUACCUAGACCUCCUUUGGACUACACUUGCAGAAUUUCCCGGUAUUUUCUUCACCAUUUUGGUCAUAGAAAGACUAGGAAGAAAGACGACAAUGGCUUUGGAGUUUGGUAUUUUUGUUAUAUCAAUUAUUAUGCUGUUCAUCUGUACAUCAAAUCGAACAUGGCUCACUUUCAUACUGUUUGUUGCACGUGGAAUAAUUUCUGGAGUAUUUCAAGCAGCAUACGUUUACACACCAGAGGUGUAUCCCACAUCACUUCGGGCAGUGGGUGUGGGGACAUGUUCCGGCAUGGCUCGCUUUGGUGCCAUGUUAACGCCUAUUGUUGCACAAGUAUUAACACGCACAUCUAUACAUCUGGCAACAGCCACCUAUGGAAUUGUAGCAGUUCUUGCCAUCGCUGCAGCAUUGAUGCUACCCAUUGAGACAAGGGGGAGAGCAAUGUCUUAGUUUUUUAUUUAAGACUCCAGAUCUUCAUCAGAAUUUGAAUGUACUUUUAAGAAGACUUAAAAUGACUGCAUUCUAUACUGUACUGUGUUUCUGAAGUGAGAUAGAAAUAAUGGAUGAAGAAGAGAUGUAUCAUAUACAAUAUAUCAUGUCAGGGCUGCUUGUAUCUUGUUUUUUGUCAUUUCUCUGUUACAUGUUGUGCUGGUUGGCCAGCAUGGUAAACUACCACCAUUGCUGCAUUAUUAGUAUGCAGCAAUGGACCCUAUUGUGUGGCCCUCUCUCUCCACCCUGUGAAAAUUAUUAUGUAUUACAGGCAUGUUCAGAAAUUGUCUGCAUUGCACCUCUGUAGAUGCCAUUUAACAUUGAGAAUUUUGAAGAGUAGCAAUUCCAUAGAGUUUUAAACACUGUCAGAAGCACUGGGAAGUAUAGCAAUGCAGCUCAUUUGACUGUUGGAAAUAAAAAAUUUAAUAAUCACUACUUUUCUUGGGGGAGCCCCUUUGGCUCCCUGGAGCUUACUAGGCUGAUAUGCUAAUGUCAGACUUUGGCAUCAGUCAUGUGUAUGGAGUUCUAUGGGCC